AUGAAUAUAGCGAAAAGAUCAUUAGGCGCUUUCUCCAAACGAUUUUAUUCCUCUUCAAAGAUCGUUCCAAAACAUAAUACGAUCCAGGAUAUUAGAGACAAAUACAAUGCUGGUACUCCUUUGUCUAUGUGCACAGCAUAUGACUUCAUCACUGCUACAUGGGUGAAUAAAGCUAAUUGCGAUCUACUCUUAGUCGGAGAUUCAUUAGCAAUGACCUCCUUGGGGUAUGAUAGCACAAUUACGCUCUCAUUAGAUGAGUUCAAAUAUCACGUUAGCUCUGUGUGCAGAGCUGAAGGUCCUUCUUUGGUAGUCGCAGAUAUGCCAUUUGGUACUUUUGAAUCUGAUAUUUCCGAUGGCUUGAAAAAUGCCAUAGAUAUUAUGAAAUUGCAUAGCAAAGUUACCUCUAUCAAAGUUGAAGUGGGUUCGUACAUUAAAGACAAGUAUGCAAUGAGGUUUAUCCAAGAACUGUGCUCAAGAGGUAUCCCCGUUAUGGCCCAUAUAGGAUUAACACCGCAAAAAGUACAUUCACUUGGAGGUUAUAAAGUUCAAGGUAACAAGAGUCUGUUACAAAUGCAAGAGUUGUUCGAAACAGCCAAGCAAUUGCAAAAAAUUGGUUGCUGGUCCAUUGUUAUUGAAUGUGUCCCCCACAAAAUGGCUCAAUUCAUAACGUCUAAACUUUCCAUUCCAACAAUAGGUAUCGGUGCUGGAAAUGGCACCAGCGGUCAGGUUUUAGUGAUAUCGGAUCUUUUGGGCAUGCAAGGUGAAUCCGUUCCAAAAUUUGUCAAGCAAACUGUAAAUAUAAGAGAUAUUGCGACUAAGGGCUUGAAAGAAUAUAUUACAAGUGUAGAGGAUAGAACGUUUCCCGAAAAAGAUUCUCACACUUUCAAAGUCAAAGACGAUCUGUGGAAUGAAUUCCUUUCGUCGACUAACCACAAAUAA
This is a messenger RNA of Saccharomyces eubayanus, 939 nucleotides long. RefSeq names its product 3-methyl-2-oxobutanoate hydroxymethyltransferase (gene ECM31). Gene Ontology annotation, biological process: pantothenate biosynthetic process. NCBI's taxonomy places the organism in Eukaryota, Fungi, Ascomycota, Saccharomycetes, Saccharomycetales, Saccharomycetaceae. The transcript has a single exon. The record is from RefSeq and is a predicted model, not a curated record. Gene Ontology annotation, molecular function: magnesium ion binding; 3-methyl-2-oxobutanoate hydroxymethyltransferase activity. Gene Ontology annotation, cellular component: mitochondrion. Bases 1 to 939 code for a protein of 312 amino acids.